AUGAAGAGUCUUCAAGUCCUUAAUCUAGGCGGCAAUGGAUUUAGCCAUGUAGAAAAUGGAAUUUGGGAAAUUCUGGGGAAUCUAUGCAACUUCAUACAUUUGGAUUUAUCUUACAAUCAAAUCCGAGAGAUUUUAGAGCUUCCUGUAAAUAUUUCCAGGUGCAUUAGUUACAGUUUAGAGUCCCUUGAUCUUAGUGGCAACAAUAUUAUGGGCAAUUUGCCGUCUAUUUUAGGACAAUUAACUAACCUGAAACAAUUAGAUUUUUCAUAUAAUAAAUUAAGUGGAGAGAUCCCAGAUUGCCUAGGACAAUUGACUGAAAUUGAGUAUCUAGAUAUUUCAUCCAAUUUUAUUCAAGGCCAAGUAUCACUGUCACACUUAGGAAGCCUCUCUAAGUUGUCCUACUUGGACAUGAGCUACAACAAUGUGUCUCUUGACGUUAAUUCUAAUUGGCUACCUCCCUCCCAAUUGAAUAAAUUUAGGAUGGCUUCUUGUAAUAUCAACCACUCUCCACAUUGGCUUCAAACACAAACUAGGAUUCAAGAUUUGGACCUCUCUAAUACUGGCAUCUCGGGCGAGCCACAUGAAUGGUUUAUCAACACAAGUAGCUUCCUAAGAUUGAAUCUUGCCAACAACUUUCUCACUGGACCUCUCCCAAAACAACUUUCUCUAGGUCGGCUGGAGUAUGAUGAACAUGCGUCGUUUAUAGAUUUGUCCUCAAACCAAUUCUCAGGUUCCAUCCCACUUACCUUCGAGCGAGAUUGUGCAAUUUAUAGUUUACAAUUGAACAACAAUAGUCUUACGGGACAUAUUCCUUCAUCUCUCAUGAAUUGCCCACUGGAAAUUCUUGAUCUUAGUAGUAAUAGACUCUCCGGAGAAAUACCACCUUGGACGAGUUAUCAAUUAUUGGGUUUGCGUAUCCUUAGGCUUCAAAAUAAUCAACUUGGUGAAGUCAAUCCUAGAGAUGAUAGUGGCAAUAGUACCACCAUCUUAAAGUCUCUGUGUAAGCUCUCAUUGCAAAUAUUAGAUCUUCAGAAGAAUAAGUUAUCCGGCACAAUUCCAAAUUGUUGGGAAUAUUCUGAGUCGCUGCAGGUUAUAAAUCUUUCAUCCAACAAUCUUUCCAGUGUCAUCCCUUGCUCUCUUGGAAAUCUUUUCAGCUUGAAAUAUUUGCAUUUGAGUGAUAACAAACUGUAUGGUCACAUUCCUUCAUGCUUGAGCAACCUCACACAAUUGAAAAUUCUCAAUCUCGGUGGAAAUGACUUAUCAGGGGCUAUACCGAAAUGGUUUGACACAAGUUUUCCAAGCUUGGAAGUACUCAGGCUGCCACAAAACAAGUUCAAUGGCCUCAUUCCUAAGAAAUUUUGCAACUUUUCUCAUCUUCGUGUCAUGGACCUUUCUAACAAUCAAUUGACUGGAAAAAUUCCUCCCUGUUUUGGCAACCUUGUAGGUAUGAAUUUACCAGUUAACACUUCAGAUGAUGACCUUCUUGUUUCUUCAGAUAUGAUUCCCGAUAACAAUAUUAGAGAGACCGUGGCAGGAAUUGCACGAGAAUAUAGCAGCGUCCUCAACUACUUGGUAAAUAUUGACCUUUCCAACAAUAAUCUUGUUGGAGUCGUACCUAAGGAGCUUACGAAGCUAUUUGUGUAG
Messenger RNA from Chenopodium quinoa (quinoa), 1644 nucleotides. RefSeq names its product probable LRR receptor-like serine/threonine-protein kinase At4g36180. The transcript has a single exon. Gene Ontology annotation, molecular function: protein binding. The coding region runs from base 1 to 1644 and encodes 547 amino acids. Lineage: Eukaryota; Viridiplantae; Streptophyta; Magnoliopsida; Caryophyllales; Amaranthaceae. The record is from RefSeq and is a predicted model, not a curated record.